This is a messenger RNA of Aphanomyces invadans, 1129 nucleotides long. RefSeq lists its product as hypothetical. Gene Ontology annotation, molecular function: nucleoside diphosphate kinase activity. The transcript is spliced from 7 exons. Gene Ontology annotation, cellular component: centrosome. NCBI's taxonomy places the organism in Eukaryota, Oomycota, Saprolegniomycetes, Saprolegniales, Verrucalvaceae. The record is from RefSeq and is a predicted model, not a curated record. The coding region runs from base 9 to 1049 and encodes 346 amino acids. Gene Ontology annotation, biological process: GTP biosynthetic process; UTP biosynthetic process; CTP biosynthetic process.
GCAGCACCAUGGCGGACGGGGAGGUGUAUUCGUUCGUGGCGGAAUGGUUCGAUCCGCAGGCCGAAGUAGCAAGGUCCUUCCUUCUCACGUACUAUGCCAACGACGGGUCCCUUGAAAUGGUAGACAAGAAGUCACUCAAGCCGUUCCUGAAGAGAAUCAAGUUUCCCGGCUUAAAAGUUGUCGAUCUGUUUGUUGGUGCUUGCGUGUCUGUGUAUUCCCGUCAAAUCAACCUCGUCGACUGUGCCAACGAGUACACACGAACCCUCCUCGCGUCACGCGGCGCGAACACGCUCUUCCUCAUCAAUCCCGCGGGAUAUCGGUCCAUUGGAUGCAUCAUAUCGGCACUUGAAGCAUGCCAUCUCUCCCUCGUGAAAUUGCGCAUGAUUCAUAUCAAACCGAACGACUUGGCUAUCGUCUGCAAACAUGUCGACGGGAUGGAUCCAUCACCGGAGAGCUCACAAGAAUGGACCCGCGACUUUUCUGUCGCGAUCGAGGUGUCCGUCGGCGGCCCAGCCGCUGUCUCCGACGCCCUUCGACAGCUUGGGUCUGCUCGAGCCUUCAUUGUAACAGGCCGUGCAUCUCCGUACUUCUUUGAUGCAAAUGCAUUUCCCACGACUGCCGCGAUGGACGACUGCUCGACGCUCUGCCUCAUUCGACCUCGAGUGGUCAAGGCCGGUCAAUGUGGCGCUGUCGUCGAUAAAAUACUGACGGCAGGUUUUGAGAUCUCGGCGCUUAAGCUCGUGCAUGUUCCCGUCGCAGCCAUCGACGCAUUUCUCGCAAUCUACAAGCCCGUGACGCGUCAAUAUCACGAACUGGUCAAGUACAUGUCGAGUGGGCCGUUGGUGGCCGUCGAAGUCCGCGGCAACGACGUGGUGAAUCGUUUUCAAGAAUUUUGUGGGCCGUUUGACGUACAAGUCGCGAGGGAAUUGGCCCCCACGACCCUUCGCGCCGUGUUUGGGCACACCAACAUGCAGAAUGCCGUGCACUGCACGGAUUGUCCCGAAGACGGCGGGCUCGAGACUCAGUUCUUCUUUCGAGUGCUUGCGUAAUGAGCCCAAAUGCGACCCCAGUUACUGAACAUACUCGUCAAAUCAGCGUACAAAAUCUCAAUCCCAUCGUUCUGGCGACG